This is a messenger RNA of Prorocentrum cordatum, 566 nucleotides long. Lineage: Eukaryota; Dinophyceae; Prorocentrales; Prorocentraceae. The record is from the annotation of a GenBank genome assembly.
GCGCGCGCAGUUCCAUUGCGCUGUGCAGCGCCAUGGCCAAGGGCCGCUGCAAGUUCGCGCGCGGCCAACUCGAGGAGGCGGCGGCCAUGAUCUACUUGGGUUCGCAGGCCGCGUUCCAUCGAGUCGCGAGGCAGCUCCUGGCGCUGAUCCCCUGGCGCGAGCACGACGGCGACGACGUGUGCCGCGAAUCCGAUGUCCCCGACGUCCUCCGCCGCUUCCUGGGCGACGUUCUCGCAGAGCCUGGCCUGCUGCAGAAGCGCGUGGCCGACUCCCUCCAGCGGGCCGUCGUUGCUGAGGCGCGGCGCCUUGCCUGGUUCAACGUGGCAGGGCAUGGGGGCGCGGGGGUCUCCCGUCGCGGGGCUCGACCUGGAGCGCCGCCGGUGGCCGUUGCGAGCCAGAGCAUGCGCCGCGAAGGCCUCGCCAUCUCGACCGGGGAGUGCGUGUCGGAGCCCGCGGAAGCCGACGUGCCGCGCAACCCAUCGGGGGGGCUAAGGGAGGUGAGUGACGUGGCGCGCGCCGACGACACCACCUUCACCAUCGCAUCGAACGGACUGCCCGACGCGCUG